Macrobrachium nipponense is the source of this 4526-nucleotide messenger RNA. RefSeq lists its product as uncharacterized. Gene Ontology annotation, biological process: zinc ion transmembrane transport. Bases 868 to 2700 code for a protein of 610 amino acids. The record is from RefSeq and is a predicted model, not a curated record. The transcript is spliced from 8 exons. Gene Ontology annotation, molecular function: zinc ion transmembrane transporter activity. NCBI's taxonomy places the organism in Eukaryota, Metazoa, Arthropoda, Malacostraca, Decapoda, Palaemonidae. Gene Ontology annotation, cellular component: plasma membrane.
UAGGCAGACGCCUUCCUGUAAGGGUGUGGGGUAGUGCGCAUCGGGCCGCUCUCUUGUCUGUGCGUCCUCUUGUCCGUGUGUUUUCCGGGACCCACAGAUCGAGUGCCAACAGUACCCGCAAUGCCCAGAUGUGUUCGCUGCAAGGGAAGGUAGUGUGUGACUAAGACAAGCACAAAUACCUUGAGGUCUCUUCCAGCCACCCUCUGCUCUGGCAAGCACAACAGCAACCUUCAUUACAUAUUGUAUGUCCUUUCCUUACGAUCGUCUAGUGAGAUGAGUGGCUUUUUUAUCUUAAUAUUUAUUCAUUGCUAUUUUUGAGUCAGUGAGUUGUCUGUGCAGUGUUUUCUGAAGUUCUGAAACUGUUCGGUUCUGAUUCGCGACGGAAAUAGAAUGGUUGGAUGAAUUCUUCGGUUAAGAAUACGUCAUGACGCCUUUUGAAGAAUAUAUGAAAAUCUGCUCUUAGGGAAGAAUAGUUGAAAAUAUUAGAGGAGUAUAGAUCUACAAAUAUCCAAGGGCAAUAUUACAGGAACACGUUCGUCCAGUUUCCCAGAACCCAGAAAGACCUUCUGGCAGAGCAAACCUACUAAGAAGAAGAAGAGGCAGUAAAAAAGUAAACAAACCCAGAAAGACCUUCUGGCAGAGCAAACUUUUCCAAGAAGAAGAAGACGCAGUAAAAAGGUAAACAAACCCAGAAAGACCUUCUGGAAGAACAACCUUUUCCAAGAAGAAGAAGAGGCAGCUAAAAGGUAAACAAACCCAGGAAGCCCUUACGGCAGAAGGACAGACAGUCUCGAGAAGAAGAAGAAGAAGAAGAAGAAGAAGAAGAAGAAGAAGAAUUAGAGGAGCGAGCCAAACACAAACAAAGCCAUGGAGCUCCUGACGACCAAGAUCAUCGCCCUGACCCUCCUGGGCGCCCUCUCUCUCUUCUUCGGCCUCCUGCCGCUGCGACUCAGGAGGUACCUCAACCAGGGCAGCAAGAAGAGGGAGAGGAUCACCAGCUGCCUCCUGUGCUUCGGGGGCGGCGUCCUCCUGGCGACGGUCUUCAUCCACAUGCUGCCCGAGACCAGGGAAGGUUUCAGCGGCGCCUUCGCCAUGGGCUACCUGUCCGUCGGAGGGGACUACCCUCUGGCGGAGCUGGUCGUCUGCGCAGGGUUCUUCCUGAUAUACAUCGUCGAGGAGUUUGUGCACAAGAUGACCAGAGUAGCAGGAGCAGAUCACAGAAGCUCAAAUCACUCUCAUCACCAUCACCACCAUAACGGUCACCAUCAUCAUCACCAUCACCAUCGCCACAGUGCCCACAAGCUCGACACGUUUGAUAGUGAGAAGCCCAAAAGGGAGUCGGGCAGGUGCUCCGUCUACUCCAUCACGGAGGCGGUGAAGAAGGCCAGUGUGAGCAACCCGCCCGAGGCCUUCACUAUCAAGAACAAAUGGGCGGAGACGGGGGUCGACAACCCGGUCUUCGCAGGGGACACGGAUGCCAUGUCUUGGAAUCCUGCCCUGAAGGAGUCCAUUGUCACCAGUUCCCAGCGUAAAAUGUCAUGCCGACCUCGAACCAAGAGACCACUGAACUCUCCACGUCAGCUGCUUCCACAGGAGGAGCAGGUCCCGAGCUGCAGAGCAACGGCAUUGCCCACUCAGACCGCCACAUGCAAGACCACACCCUCGGGGGGCCCCCACAGCAACAGCAGCCACGGGCACGCGAACGGUGAUGCUGGGGGCCACUCUCACAUAGAGAUCACCAAACUGUUCUCGAAAGGGCUUGGGUCCAAUCUGCGCUCCGUCAUCAUCGUCCUGGCGCUGUCCAUUCAUUCGGUGUUUGAGGGCCUGGCUGUCGGCCUGCAGGAGAGGAUGAACGACGUCUGGUACCUCUUCGGGGCAAUCGCCGCCCACAAGUUCGUCAUCGCCUUCUGCCUCGGGGUGAAGCUCCUGACGAGCAUGUCCAUGGGCCUCAUGGUGAUCUACAUGGUGGUCUUUGCCCUCGUGUCUCCUCUGGGUAUAGCCAUCGGCAUCAUCGUCACCGAGACUGCCUCCUCAGACCCCGGUGCCCAUACGGUGUUGGUCACCAUCCUGCAGGGACUGGCCGGAGGCACCAUACUCUAUGUCACUUUCUUCGAGAUCCUGGAACGGGAGAGAGCUCGCGACGGAGGCAGGCUGCUGAAGGUGUUCUGCGUGUGCCUCGGUUUCAUAGCGAUGGCCUCCGUGGAGACCAUCGGAGGCCACAGCCACGGGCCUCCGGCAAAAGGAAAUGCCGGUGGACACAGCCACAGCCAUAGCCAUAGUCACCAUGGACAUUUCCACGGAAACCAUGACGGGCACGAUCACAGCGACCACGCCGACGAUUUCUUCAUGGACACGACGCCUCUGAUGGCCGAGCACGCUAUCGACAGCACAGAGGCACCGCUGAAAUUCCUACCAGACAUUCCACACGAAGAUCACGGCGACCAUUCUGCCCAUGACGUUAACAACAACAAUUUUAAGGCAGUCAGUGCAGAUUCGGAUGUACUACACAGCGGCCACAACCACGGGCCAGCAUUCUCCGAAGGCGGCCUUACAGGCCCCCACGAUCAUAGCGCCAGUGCUCCCGGCAUCCACCCUGAAGGUAAUGUGAGGGGUUUCCACAGCCAUGAGGAGACGGGUGUCCAUUCCAGUCAUGGGCAUGGGCAUGAACAUGACCACGAACACCAUUCUCACAGUCACUGAUAGUGGGAGUAACCUGUUCUUAGAUUGUUGCUUAGAAACCUCUCUGGUGAGAUCAGCCUAGGGAGGUCUUGUUGGCCAAAAUACAGUAUUUCUGUCCACACAUUGUUCAGGCUGUUGACUGGGAUGUCAAACAAGCAGGUUUUACAGGUUUUCAGGGCAUCUACAGGCGCCUACCCUGCUAAAAUUCACAUCAGGUGGGCAAUAUUGGUUCCAGGUAAGCCUCACACGUUUGUGAUUUUGUGUAACCUUAACAUAUAUGUGUGUGGCUUCCAUCAAGUGCCAGUAAACUUAGAACAUAAGCCACAUUUGGUCGAAACUGCUGAAAAGAUGGUCGAAAAACCUGCUGCUGUGUGAGACCACUCUGUGGGUCAGUUUUGCCCUAAGCCCUAUGGGGUCUUGUCCAAUAGAAAGACAUUUUUUUUUCGAUUUCUGUCCACAAAAAUACAACAGGUACUGAGCGAUUGUGAUACUGUGAUGCAUCUCACAAUUUCUGUGUUUUUUUCUAGUAUAGAUUAAGAGCUGUCCAAUUUUUCCACUUUUUUAAAUAUAACGUACCUGAUGUUGGCGUAAGUCCUAUAACUGAGGUGUGUUUGCUGUUGGCGCUGUGGCCUUCUGGUGCUGAAAAAAAGGUGUGAGUGAGUGGAUUCUUUGGAGAAUUCUGAAGAAGAAGAAGAAGAAGUAAAAUAAGAAGAAAAAGAAGAGUAAUAUUUAAUUCUUGAAACGAUUGUUAAGUAAUGUCUCUGAUUAUCUUGAUGUUUUUUUGAAAAAAAAAAACUGAACAAAAGGGAAAUUCAGCAUAAACCUCGUUUGAAAAAUGAAAUGUUUUGAAACAGAAAUGUUUAGAAAAAGAGUAAAUGUUUUUGAAAACAGAAGUCUCAAAGAGAUUCAGCAGUGAUUAUUUUGAGAAAAUGUGAAAGGGAAAAACUAUUGAAAAUAAGAUAUGUCUGAUAAACUGAACAGAAGGAAAAUUGAGUAAUAUACUCUUGGGUAAGUCUUUAGGUAAACCGCUCCCACCAAUAUAUAUUUUCAGCGUUGAAAAAUGGAUACAUUUUGUUUUAUAAUGUUACAUAUUUUGGCAGAAUCCAUGAAAAUCAUUUUAGUGAAAAAUCAGUUUAUAAGAAAAUACAAUCAGGCUGCAAUAAAUAUUAUUGUCAUAGCGAUGAAGAAUAGUAUAGGCCUAUAGGUAGUUACUGUACGAAUUACACAAGUAUGUAUUUAUGUACUUUAUGUAUGAUUGUGUAUUUUUUUUUCAUGGUUCUAAAUCUGACACGUUCAAAUCACGCAAUUGUACAGCAUUGACCCCAUUAAUACGUUCAAUUACACAAAUACAAUUAAGCCUGAUUACGCUCACGUGGUCUGAAGGACCUAUUAUAGAUUGUUGUUGAUGACGUCAUCAAAGUCACGCGACUUCUAUAGACUCAUUGUGUGAACUGAAGUUGAUGAUUUGAUAAUAAUUAUUAUUUAGAAAGUGCCCUGUUGGUAACUAAAUUAGUGGCGUGUACUUAAUAGGUUUGUUUAUAUGUGUGUAUAUAUAUAAAUGAGUUGAUCGUUUUUUACCACAUUUUCUGUUUCUUUCCGUCUGUUACAAAAGUGUAAGGAAAAAAAUCACUAGACCGACAAGUUAUUACCAAAUAGUCAUGCGUAAGUCGCACGCACGUCCGUAUCCGUGCGCGUGCGUGAGAGUGCGUGCGUGUGCGUGUGUGUGUGCGUGCGUAUAAGCCUUAGCGCAUUAUCUGAAACGUGACGAAUCUCGAGAACAAAAACGCAUCGUUUUGUUUAGUUUCAGUCUGUUUAAUUCGGCUGAGGUCAGAGUCCUUGAAAUGAAU